GUAAACCCGAAGCUUCUGGGCGGGGAAUCGGAGGAGCAAAACGGCAGAGAGGAGAGUCAUUCAGGGUUAAUAAUAUUCCGCCGUGGGGGGGAGCGGGGGAGGACACAUACACACACACACAUACACUGCCAACCCGGCGACGAGGUUGGGCCUGCGGUGCCUGCCUGCAACCCAGGAAACAUGGAGCUCGAGAAUAUCGUGGCCAACACUGUUCUGUUGAAGGCGAGAGAAGGAGGGGGUGGGAACAGAAAAGGCAAGAGCAAGAAAUGGAAACAGAUGCUUCAGUUCCCCCAUAUAAGCCUUUGCGAGGAGUUACGUCAAACUAUAGAGAAAGACUACAACAGUCUUUGCGAGCGGCAGCCGAUUGGACGCUUGCUCUUCCGGCAGUUCUGCGACACCAGGCCGGAGUUGAGGCGCUGUGUCAGAUUCCUGGAUGCUGUGGCGGAGUAUGAAGUAACGCCUGAUGAGAAGAGGAAGGAAUGUGGACAGGAACUUCUAGACAAGUACCUCAACACAAAGUCAGAAGACUACAUCCCUGAGGUAACAGAGGAGAUGGUGACUAAGUGUGCAGACCGCUUGCAACAGGAGGCAUGUAAAGAGCUCUUCAUGGAGUGCACCAAAUUGAUCCAUGACUACCUGAGUGUGGCCCCCUUCGCAGACUACCUCGAUAGUAUGUACUACAGUCGCUUCUUACAGUGGAAAUGGCUUGAGAGACAGCCGAUCACAAAAAACACAUUCCGUCAGUAUAGGGUUUUGGGAAAGGGAGGCUUUGGCGAGGUCUGUGCAUGUCAGGUGCGGGCCACAGGGAAGAUGUACGCCUGCAAAAAGCUAGAAAAGAAACGCAUCAAAAAGAGAAAAGGAGAAUCUAUGGCUCUAAAUGAAAAGCAGAUUCUGGAGAAAGUCAACAGUCGGUUUGUUGUGAGUUUAGCAUACGCGUACGAGACGAAAGACGCCCUGUGUUUGGUGCUGACGCUCAUGAACGGAGGAGACCUGAAGUUCCAUAUCUACCACAUGGGGGAGGCAGGGUUUGAUGAGAAGAGAGCCGUGUUUUAUGCUGCUGAGAUCUGCUGCGGGUUAGAAGACCUCCAUCGGGAGAGGAUAGUAUACAGGGAUUUGAAACCGGAAAAUAUUCUAUUGGAUGAUCAUGGUCAUAUACGUAUAUCAGACCUGGGCUUGGCUGUGCAUGUACCAGAAGGUCAGACAAUCAAAGGCCGGGUGGGCACUGUGGGAUACAUGGCCCCAGAGGUGGUGAAAAACGAGCGAUACACAUUCAGUCCAGACUGGUGGGCUCUCGGCUGUCUCCUUUAUGAGAUGAUCGAGGGUCAGUCACCCUUUCAGCAGCGCAAGAAGAAAAUCAAACGGGAGGAAGUGGAGCGGCUGGUCAAAGAGGUGGAGGAGGAAUAUUCCAGCAAGUUCUCAGAGGAUGCCAAAUCACUCUGUAAAAUGCUGCUAGCCAAAGACCCCAGUGAGAGGCUUGGCUGUCAGGGAGGUGGGGCCUCAGAAGUGAAAGCCCACCUUAUUUUCCGUUCCAUCAACUUCAAGAGGCUUGCAGCAGGAAUGCUCGAAGCCCCCUUUAUACCAGAUCCUCAGGCUAUCUACUGUAAGGAUGUGUUGGACAUUGAGCAGUUCUCCACAGUGAAGGGUGUGGAGCUGGAGCCCAAAGACGACUCCUUCUACAGCAAAGUAUCCACUGGAAGUGUUCCCAUCCCAUGGCAAAAUGAGAUGAUAGAGACAGAGUGUUUUAAAGAACUCAACAUCUUGAAUUUGGACGGCACUGUGCCUCCUGACCUGGACUGGAGGGGUCAACCUUCACCCCCACCCAAACAGGGCUUACUGCAGAGACUCUUCGGCCGUCAGGACUGCUGUGGAAACUGCAGCGACAGUGAGGAGGAGCCCACUAGGCUGUGAAGGGGCAUGGCCUGUCCAGGGGCUUUCACCACUGAGGAUCUCAUUUGUUUACAGUUUUGCACAUUUGUAUUUUUAAGAUAGCUCUAUAUAAACAUUUGGAAUGUAUAUUUUCACUAUAUAGCCAUGCAGUCUAUGUUAUUUAAAAUCAUCGAAAGGAUAAAAAAAGGGGGUCCCAACUAUCGUCCUUUAUCUGUGUGUGAAGUACGGCAAGGACGGAACGUUCAACACUGCUCAAGUCUCAAACGCGGUCGACCCAGCCGUUCCUGUACAUUUCGUCAGUAUGUGUUGCAGCCUCUAUUUUUAUUUUAUUUUUUUGCGCUAUUAUUUUCAAUUUUCUGUUCUGGUAUGAUUUCACUCACAUGUACAGUAUGCACUCUGAAUAUUUGUUUUAGACGCGGGGAGCAACGGAAAUUUGCUUUUGCAGAUAUUUUUAUAUUUAUAUUUUGAAUUUUAUUUUCGUAUGGUAAUCUCGACAAUCAAAUGACACCAUUUGUAUAAAACAGUGCUUAAUGUACAUUUCAACUAUAAAACCGAGGGAAAUUUGAACGUCAUUCAUUCUCAAAUAUGUAAUGUGCGUUUUUUUUUUAGAGCUAGAGCAACCUAGUAAACCAAAUAGGCGUGGCUAAAGUGCAGAUUUGUACAAUGACAACGGUUGUACCAUGUUGUAAAUACGCGACACUCAUCUGUAAAGUCUUCGGUGCGUCUUCCUUCAAGUACUACUACGGAUAAUCGGAAAUAAACGUCCCGAUUGUAGUCCUGUUUGGCCCUUACGUUAACUAACGAGGCAUUAUUUUAUUCGUCAAAUUCCUGCUAUUAAAGACUGAAAGACUUCAAUACUCAACCAGGUCGACAUCGCUUAAUAGUUGUCGUUUUAUAAAUGCGCAAUUUUUAGAGCUGCAUACAAUUGAAUCGCUGCCUUUCUUUAACACGUAGGUCAACCUAAAAUUAAUUUGCCAAAAAGAAAAGUUUCGUGUUACGUCUCCCCCAGCAAUCACAAUAAGCUCUUUUGUGUUUUCGAUAUGAUAUCUUGGGAAUUUUUGUUGUAAAUUUGAUGCACUUAAGACCAAACCAGUUCAAUUUUUGUCCUCCAUCUUUAUAGAUGGCGCCUUUCAAAGUUUUAAGGUACUCAUUGUCCUUUAUAGGGUUUGUUUGUUAGUUUUGAAUUCAAAAUAUCUCCAUCUUGGCUUACAAUUUUGUGCGCACACUUUCUUUUUUCUUUGCUGUUGUUUUACCUCAGACAUGACUUCUUUUUUUUUUUGAAACGUGUUGGGCAUCGUAGUGUCUCGCAAAAGGCUUUGGGACUUUGUAUUAAAGCCUGGCUGAACGCGUAACAUCAGCGGUGACCUGCCAACUCAAGGGUCUGUUAAAAAUAGCGUGUUAUGGAGGAAAUCAACGGACGUCCCGUCAGCGAUUUUAAACAUGGCGGCUCCUUGACAGUCAACACAUUUCUCAUCCACCUGCAGUUUACCUUAAUUCUCUUGGAAAUACUCAAAAACAUUCCAGUCUCUACCGUACUGUACAGUUGUAAAAUUAAUUCAGUUGUUUGUUUUUUGGCUUAUUUAGCAAUAAUGGAUUUUAUAAGUAUAACAACUAUAUAUAAAUGUGUACAAAAUGACAACAUUUCAAAAUCUAGAGCGAGAUGGAACUUAGUUUGACUCAAUGUUUUCCUGAGCCAGGCAUUUAACACUGUGAAGUGAUCCUUUUCUGUCACAGUUGUACAUUUUUGUUUUUCUUUUGUGCAAUGCACUGAAAUGUUCUUUGUUUUGUGUCGCGAGUUCAUAACUAUGUACGGAUGCGUGCCUAAAUGCGGUGUGUGAGUGUAUGUUCGCUUUUACCUGCACUGCAUGUGUCCAUAUUUUUUAUCAUAACCACUAAUGGAUGCCAAUUAUUUUAUUUUAUUUUUUUACAAUUUUUUUGGGCCAUAAAUGAGUGAAAUGUUACGUUCCAGGGAGGCUUUUCAGUGUUUUAUUUUUUUUUUGCUAAGAGGAAUGAGGAUGAACUUUAGACUCACUUAUUAAAAAUAAUAAUAAUAAUAAUGAUAACAAUAAUAAUAAAGUUAUAUGUCAUUACACUGUGAAAAAGAGAUUAGUUACUUUACCUAAAAUAGAAUUGAAAAAAACAAUCAUUCACAACACCCUUAAAAUUAAAUCGUUGUUUCACCAUUUUUUAAACCCUUCACCUGAUUUCUGGGUCUCUUGGGAGCACUUUUAGCUUAGCUUAGCAUAAAUAAUUGAAUUGGAUUAGACCGUUAGCAUCUUGCUCAAAAAUGUGUUUCGAUAUUAUUCCUAUUUUAAGCUUAACUUUUCCUUAGGUUAUUUUUUUCUAGAGAGAUGCUAAUUGUCUAAUCCACUUAAAUGAUUUAUGCUAAGCUAAGCUUAAAGUGCUCUCGUCACACUCAGAGAUCAGUUGAAUGGAUUCAAAAAUGCUUUUUUUUUUUUUUAACUCUAGGGGAGUUGUAAAAUAAGCAUAUUUUCAGAUAAAGUGGAAUGUUCUUUAAAAAAAAAAUACAAUAAAUUCAUUCGAACUUGGAACUGUUAGGUUGGUUUAAUUACAUUUUUAUAGAGGUACAGUAAACUCCAAAUUUUAUUUACAACACUCCUAAAGUUAACCUGUUGUGCUUUACCAUAUUUUAACCAUUCACCUGUUCUCUGGGUCGCUGGGGAGCACUUUUAGCUUAGCUUAGCAUAAAUAAUUGAAUUGGAUUAGACCAUUAGCAGCUUGCUCAAAAAAGAGUUUUGAUAUUUUUCCCAUUUAAAGCUUCUGUAGGUUGUUUUUUUUAAAGAGAUGCUAAUGGUCUAAUCUAAUUCAAUGAUUUAUACUAAGCUAAGCUAAAAGUACUCCCGUCACACUCAGAGAUCAAUUCAAUGGAUUUAAAAGUGCUAAAACUCAACUGUUUAACUCUAGGGGAGUUGUAAAAUGAGCAUAUUUUCAGGAAAAGUGGAGUGUUCAUUAAAUAAAAUUAGUAAGUUCAUUGUAACUUGGAAUUGCGUAGUUGAUUUACCUUAAUUUUUUUUAUUUAUGCCCCUAGUUUAUUUACCUAAUUUUAUUUAAUAGCAACAGGUUUACUCUCAGUAAAAUCAAUUAAUUGUUUUUGUUACAGUGUAGUAUUGCCAAUCAAUUCAAUAUCAUGUUUACCUUGAAGCAGUGCUGAAGGUAAACACCAAAAUUAAUUUACAACACCCAUUUUUUUAAACCAUUCCCCUGAUUUCUGGGUUUCUUCUGAGCACUUUUAGCUUAGCUUAGCAUAAUUAAUUGAAUUGAAUUAGACCAUUAGCAUCCAACUCGAAAAAGAUUUUCAAUAUUCUGGAAAUUAAUAAAUUUUUCGCUAGAAUUUUACCUCUUCUGUAAGUUCAUUUUUUUUAGAGAGUUGCUAAUGAUCUAAUCUAAUUCAAUGAUUUGUGCUAUGCUAAGCUAAAAGUUCUGCCGUUUUUGUUACUGUGUGGUAUUACCAAUCAAUUUAUUAUCAUGUUUACCUUAAAGCUGCCCUUGAGGUAAAAUCCAAAUUUUAUUUGCAAGAUCCUUAAAGUUAAACCCUUUUGUUUUACCAUUUUUUUAAACCAUUCACCUGAUUUCUGGGUUUCUCGGGAGCCCUUUUAGCUUAGCUUAGCAUAAAUAAUUUAAUCGGAUUAGACCAUUAGCAUCUAACUCAAAAAUUAGUUUCAAUAUUUUUCCCAUUUAAAGCUUCUGUAGGUUGUUUUUUUUAUAGAGAGGCUAAUGGUCUAAUCAAAGUUAAUGAUUUAUGCUAAGCUAAGCUAAAAGUGUUCCCACCAGACUCGGAGAUCAGUUUUAAUGCUUUUAAAAAUGCUAAAACUCAACUGUUUAACUCUAGGGGAGUUGUAAAAUGAGCAUAUUUUCAGGACAAGUGGAGUGUUCCUUAAAAAAAAUUUAAUUAAUUAAUUGUAACUUGCAAUUGCUUAGUUGGUUUAACUUAAUUUUUAUAUUUAUGCCCCUAGUUUAUUUACCGAAUUUAAUAGCAACAGGUUUACUCACAGUAAAAUCAAUGAAUCGUUUUUGUUACCGCGUAAUAAUGCAAAUCAAUUCAAUAUCGUGUUCACCUUGAAGCAGCGCUUGAGGUUAACUCCAAAUUUAAUACAAAACUAGACUUGUGCUGAGGAUUAGCCGUGCCAUGGUUUAGAGGUCAGUGUCAAAAUGUGAACGACACGCCUCCAGCCACAUUUGUCAGUGUUAUUAAUUCAUUUCAGUUGUAAACAAUAAAAACAGAGCCAAUGCUAUGAACUCGGUUAUAUUAUUAUUGAUGCUUUUUUUAAGACCAUAAACAAGUAAGAUUAUCCGUAUAUAUUAUAAGCCUCAAAGUGUACAGUGCCAUUUCAAGUGUCAUUUUUCCAGUAACAUGCCAUUGAGGGCUAUAGAAAUCAAUCUGACCUAUUUAGUAACUUCUUAGUAGAGGUAAGAAUGGUAUAUAACUGGAGAAUCUGGUGGUUUAAUUGGUCAAUGUGCCAUUUUUGUUUCAUGUAAUAUUUAAUUCAAGUUUUGAACAUCAUUUUAAGGCAACAGGUUUUCACUUUUUGACUAAGAUGUAUGUUGAAGUCCAUAACCGUUUUAUUUGAGGCCAGAAGAAUGUGUUUCAUUGCAAUGAGAACUUGUACCUGUUUAUCCCUGUUCGUGAAGCCUUAUUUGUAUGUGAUACGAGAAAACAAGUGGUUGGUGGAUUGCACAUUGAAUACAAUUCUUUCGCUGAGCUCAAAAGUUAAUUCUCACUCAGGUUACUGCCAUUGUUAUGUUUGUUUGUUUGUUUGUUUUUUGCUUAAUAUAAGGCCUUACUGAUAGAAUAAUGUCAAGUUACUGGUUUCUGUUUUCAAGGUGCAUUAAAGAGAUGCCACUGGCAACGUUGUUUAUAGACUUUGAUGUAAAAUUGUGUUGAUGAUGACGUUGAAGGAGUUAAUGUUCUGUCCUGUCAAAGCACUGAUGCUCAUUUUCCCCGUUUACUUUCUGCUGUCUGUCUCUGGCCUGUGAAGCCUGUACAUUACGCAUGGCCUCUCAUGCAGGUCUUCUGUGUAACAAACUGAAUUUGGGUUCUUGUUUUCCUUAUUUUUUUUUUUCCUGCAUUAGCUUUUAUCUUCAAUAAAUUUUUAUUUGGUUAGUUA
Messenger RNA from Danio rerio (zebrafish), 7013 nucleotides. Lineage: Eukaryota; Metazoa; Chordata; Actinopteri; Cypriniformes; Danionidae. The record is from RefSeq and is a predicted model, not a curated record.